Molecule: messenger RNA, 3101 nt
Organism: Micropterus dolomieu (smallmouth bass)
Lineage: Eukaryota; Metazoa; Chordata; Actinopteri; Centrarchiformes; Centrarchidae
Gene: ercc4
Product: excision repair cross-complementation group 4
Exons: 10
Coding region: 129-2810 (893 amino acids)
Biological process (GO): double-strand break repair via homologous recombination; nucleotide-excision repair involved in interstrand cross-link repair; resolution of meiotic recombination intermediates
Cellular component (GO): nucleotide-excision repair factor 1 complex
Molecular function (GO): damaged DNA binding; single-stranded DNA binding; single-stranded DNA endonuclease activity
Source: RefSeq, a predicted model, not a curated record
GCAACAUCAAAAUAUUGAACAACAGACCCGAGCGCCCGGUGUCCAGCUGUUUCACAAUGAUUUCUGUCGCUUUUAGCUAACAUUUAUCUCGGGCAGUGAGAGGAAACUCUGUAUUUUGCAGCUCCAACAUGGCGGGGCCGCUGCUGGAGUUUGAGACGGAGAUGUUUCUGAGUCUUUUCGGCUGCGACGGGCUGCUGGUGGUGGCGGAGGGGAUGGGGAUAGACCGCAUUCUGCUGCAGUUUAUGCGGGUUUACUCGGAGCAGGACAGCCUAGUCCUUCUGCUCAACACAACCCCACCUGAGCAGGAGUAUUUCACAGAGCUGCUGCGAGUGGAUGGUGUGACCCACUUGCCCAGGACAGUGACCAGCGAUGUCCAGAGCACUGAGCGCUAUAAUGUUUACACGGGGGGAGGAGUGCUGUUUGUCACCAGUAGAAUCCUGGUGGUCGACUUCCUCACUGACCGCAUCCCUGCCCAUCUCAUAUCAGGCAUCCUGGUGUAUCGUGCUCAUAAAAUCAUUGAGUCGUGUCAGGAGGCCUUCAUCCUUCGUCUGUUCAGACAGAAGAACAAGACAGGCUUCAUCAAAGCCUUCACUGACAAGGCCACGGCCUUCUCCUCGGGUUUCUGCCAGGUGGAGCGUGUGAUGAGGAACCUCUUCAUCAAGAAGCUCUACCUGUGGCCCAGGUUUCAAGCGUCAGUAAACACAGCACUGGACAGGCACAAGCCGGAGGUGGUGGAGCUCCAUGUGUCAUUGUCACCAGCUAUGAGGGCCAUCCAGAGCUCCAUCAUGGAUAUCAUGAGCGCCUGUCUGAAGGAGCUGAAGCGCUACAACCCCACCCUGGAGGCCGAGGACCUUUCCCUGGAGAACACGCUAGGCAAUGCCUUCGACAAGACCAUCCAUCACUACCUGGACCCCUUGUGGCAUCAACUGGGAGCAAAGACCAAGGCCCUGGUCCAGGACCUGAAAGUGCUGAGGGUUCUCCUGCUGUACCUCACCCAGUAUGACUGUGUCACCUUCCUCAAUCUGCUCGAGUCGCUGCGCUCCAGCCAAAAGAUCUUUGGAUCCAAUUCAGGGUGGUUGUUCCUCGACUCCAGUACCUCCAUGUUUGUGAACGCCAGGAGUAGAGUGUACCGCAUCCCAGAGAGCAAGAAGAAACUCAAAGUAGGAGCGGAGGCAGAGAAGUCAUCCUCUGCUUUAGAGGUGAAGCGGGAACUGGUGCUGGAGAAGAGCCCAAAGUGGGCGGCUCUGUCUGAGGUACUGCAGGAGAUUGAGAGGGAGAACAAGAGCUCUCAACGUGAACCAGGUCGUGUGCUGAUCUGUGCCAGUGAUGACAGGACUUGUGCCCAGCUGCAGCAGUACAUCAGGCACGGCUCUGAGUGGCUGCUUAACCGACUGUAUGCCCGCACGAUCGCUAAACGGGACUCCGCUGCAGCCGCCGCCUUUGACCUUGACUUGCACAAAAAGGGCAAAGGCUGGCCUAAAAAGGGAGCCAAGGGCAAGGAGCCUGCACAGAAAAAAAACACAAAGAGUAAAAAAAGGCCAUCCCUGACCCUGACCCAGAUGAUGGGGAAAAAUGAAGGUGACGCAGCGAUGAUGGGCAGCAGUGGAGAUGAGGAUGACAUGACGGAUGAGGAUGUAGGGGAGGAAGAACAGCUGAAGAUGGAUUUGUCAUCGGAUGCCUACUAUGGCAUCCUAAAGGAGCCGCUGACUGUCAUUCACCCACUGAAAGGCCUCACCGACCCCCACAGCUUGACCCGGGUGCUGCAUGAGGUAGAGCCCAGUUUUGUGGUGCUGUACGACGCUGAACUCAGUUUUGUCCGCCAGCUGGAGAUCCACAAAGCUAGCCGGCCCGGAAAGCCACUUAGGGUGUAUUUCCUCAUCUAUGGAGGCUCAACAGAAGAACAGAAGUACCUGACGGCGCUGUCUAAGGAAAAGAAAGCCUUUGAACACCUGAUCAGGGAAAAAGCUACUAUGGUCAUCCCAGAGGAGAGGGAGGGGCGAGAAGACACCAACCUGGACCUUGCUAGAAAUUUAGAGCCCGCCAACGCCACCACCAACACGCGCAAAGCAGGAGGCCAGGAGCAACACAAAGAGCCCUCACGAGUCAUUGUGGACAUGCGUGAGUUCCGCAGUGAGCUGCCCUCCUUGCUGCACCGGCGUGGGCUGGACAUCGACCCUGUCACUCUUGAAGUCGGCGACUACAUCCUGACCCCGGAUACGUGUGUCGAGCGCAAGAGCGUCAGCGAUCUGAUCGGCUCGUUGCAGAGCGGCCGCCUCUACACACAGUGUGUCUCCAUGAACCGCUACUACAGAAAACCAGUGCUCCUCAUUGAGUUUGACCCAGCGAAACCGUUCUCCUUAAUGGCCCGAUCAGAUUUCCGUCAUGAGAUUUCGUCUAAUGACAUUUCUUCAAAACUCACCUUACUCACCUUGCAUUUCCCCAGGCUCCGUAUACUCUGGUGCCCGUCCCCACACGCCACAGCUGAGCUCUUCCUGGAUCUAAAGCAAGGUCGCUCUGAACCAGAUGCUGCAGCAGCUCAGGCGGUCACAGCCGAGUCAGACAUGGUGGCUGAAUCAGCAGCCCUCUACAACCCAGGACCUUAUGACUUCCUGUUGAAAAUACCUGGGGUCAAUAUGAAAAACUAUAGGGCUCUUAUAAAAAAUGCAGACAGCUUGGCAGAUUUAGCCAAACUCAGCCAGGACAAACUAGCAGAAAUACUCGGGAAUGCUAACAGCGCUAAAUUGCUCUAUGAGUUUCUGCAUAAUGUCGCGGAUGUCCCUGCUCCUGCUCAGAAGGCCAAACUGACGUGAUGGGCAGUUAAACAUCUGACUUAUAUAAAUGUAUUUUCCUAUCAUUAGGAUUAGUUUUGCAUUUUAAAGCUGGAUGGAAGUGGCGUUGUAGAACAAUGGAGACCUUAUUUUAGUCAAUAUGAGUCUUUGCCAUUAACAGUGAAAUAUGUAUUAUCUAUGAAUGGACAGAAAUAAUACAGGUUUUUCUAUUGUAUUUUGUAAACUACUCUGCAAGUGGAACAUUUAUUAGAUUUUUAAAAUAACUUUAAAAUAAGAAUUGCAUUCUGAUAAAAUAAAAAUCCUUAAAUAUUU